Cuscuta europaea is the source of this 1028-nucleotide messenger RNA. NCBI's taxonomy places the organism in Eukaryota, Viridiplantae, Streptophyta, Magnoliopsida, Solanales, Convolvulaceae. The record is from the annotation of a GenBank genome assembly.
UAUCAUUGUAGUUUAUAUUUCAACAUGGUAUAAGAGCCUUCCAUUUUAGUUUAGUUUUUCAGAUUUGAGUUUGAUUUUAGACUGAAUUCUCAAGAACCUGAGUUCAGUCUUUAGAUUAUUCAGAACAUUCAGACACUGGUCUGUCUCCAAAUUCUUCUUCAGGGUUUUCAGUUUUCAGAUUCUUCAGGAACUUGUGUUCAGUUUUUCAGAUUCUUCAGAACCUCAAGACAGAUCCUCUACAGAACCUCUAUUCAGAACCUUUCAGAACCUUAGUACAGUCCAAAUCCCCCAUCUCCUCCAGACCCGACCAUAUUCCAGGCGAGCUUCAGUCAAUUACCUAUCUCGCCUCUAUUCUGAUGCGUUGCCAUCAGAUCAAUAGAUCACCAGCUAAUCUGAUUGUGCUCCAACGUCGCCGGCCGUUCAUAAAUAUCGCCUCGACUUCCCGACGCAGUUGAGCUUGGACCAUCUCAGCCUCACCAGCUAGCUCUGCCAUCGCCUCUACCCCAGGGAAAUUAGGGGCAAAACCGAGCAAUACUCCCAUGAUUCCCAAUGUGCAGCUCACUCAUGAAGGCAUGCCAUUUGAAGAUCCAGAAAGAUAUAGAAGAUGCUGAUUGGGCUGGAUCUAAAGAUGAUAGAAGAUCCACAUCUGGCUAUUGCGUCUUUGUUGGUGGUAAUAUCCUUUCUUGGAAAAGUAAGAAGCAGAAUAUGGUUUAUCGUUCGAGUGCUGAAUCAGAAUAUCGGGCUAUGGCACAAUCGGCUUGUGAGAUAAUAUGGAUAAACCAUUUAUUGAGUGAAAUCGGAUUGAAGACACCAAUGCCUGCUAAACUCUGGUGUGAUAACCAAGCUGCUAUACACAUUGCCAACAACCCAGUGUUUCAUGAGAGAACAAAACGUAUUGAGGUUGAUUGUCACUUUGUUCGAGAAAAAAUACAACAAGGAUUGAUCUCAACAGGAUAUGUGAAAACUGGAGAGCAGCUUGGAGAUUUGUUCAUUAAAGCACUAAAUGGAAUUCAUGUUGGUUAUUUAUG